Molecule: messenger RNA, 9786 nt
Organism: Hemicordylus capensis (graceful crag lizard)
Lineage: Eukaryota; Metazoa; Chordata; Lepidosauria; Squamata; Cordylidae
Gene: SLC4A4
Product: solute carrier family 4 member 4
Exons: 27
Coding region: 1219-4581 (1120 amino acids)
Biological process (GO): regulation of intracellular pH; transmembrane transport; bicarbonate transport
Cellular component (GO): basolateral plasma membrane; plasma membrane
Molecular function (GO): solute:inorganic anion antiporter activity; sodium:bicarbonate symporter activity; monoatomic anion transmembrane transporter activity
Source: RefSeq, a predicted model, not a curated record
UCCUUCGCUGAAGGCCACGUGGGGGAAAGCGGCUUCAUCUGCAAGUGCCUGGGCGGCGCGCGGUUCACGGUCUACACGCAGCAGUUAAGCCGCGUAAAGCACAGACGGCAACUCUAAAACUUUUAAGUUUCACGAGAGAAGGAAAGGCCGUUCCCCCAAGAGGACGAGACACGGCGGCGCCCUGGCGGGAGCCUCCCCAACCAAACCCCGAAGCGGCCCGGAGAGGAGGAGGCAGGCAGCGGGCUGGCUCCUCCCUCCGCCCCUCGCCAGCCGGGGCCCGGUGACGCCUCUCGGCCUCGCUAGCACGCGGGGCGGCUGCUGGGGAGGGGACAGAGGCGAAGGGGGCGGCCCGAGCCGCCAGGCACGGCUUUAAAUCCUGGACGGGGCCAAGCGCGAGCUCCCAGCGCUAGAGCGGUGUGGCGGCAGCGAGGCUGCCCCCUAACUCCCUCCUCCUGCCGCUCGCCCCCGGCCGCCAGCCGCCAGCCGGAAGGUUUUUGCACGGCCGAGGGCGAAAUCCCACCGAGGGAGAAGAGGGCUGCCUUUGGGCGCGCGCGCGCCUGUCUGGCUUUCUCGGUGUCGCGUGUGUGUGUGUGCGCGCGCUCCCGCCUGCCCCAGACAGGGUUGCAAAGGGGAGGGGGCGGCCUGCUUGAAGGGAGCCAUUGAGCGUCCCUCCCUCCCUCCCUCUCUGACUGACGGACUGGCCGGCUGAGCCAGCGACCCACGCGCUCGCCUCUCCUUUGGGGACAACUCCAUUGGCCACCGCUGUGCAGUCCCUACUACUCCCUAGCCGUGGCCGCCCGCCUUGCCAAGUGCCCGCUCGCAAGUCCCACUGAGCUCGCUCUCCCUUCCUCCCCCCGCUUUCCCAAGCCCGGGGAAGUUGGAUAGACUUUGCUUCUUCUUUUUCUUCGGCGGCUCCUCCUCCUUCUUCGCCGGGUCCGGUCGUGCUGCUGCUGCUGCUUCCCCAAGGGACUGGCGGCUGUUCGCCUCGCGCUGCCGGAGAUCGCCGCGGCGGCGGCUACUGCUGCUGAAUCUGCUGCGCGCCGGUCCCUUUGGAAGAAGAAGAAACCGGAGGAGGAGGAGGAAAGACCCGGGAGGUGGGGGGAGAAGUAGAAGGCUGAGAGCGCGCGCCCAGCAGCCCCCACCGCCUCGCGCGCCUCCACUCCGGCUUUUUGCUCCCGGUUGCUGCUGCUGCUUCGGCAGUCCCAGCCAACAGCCGCGAUGGAGGACCGACGCAAAGGAGAUCCCUCCAAGAGGAUGGAGGAUGAGGCAGUGCUGGACAGAGGGGCCUCCUUCCUUAAGCAUGUGUGUGACGACGAGGAAGUGGAAGGUCAUCAUACAGUCUAUAUUGGGGUUCAUGUGCCUAAAAGUUACCACAGAAGAAGGCGCCACAGAAGAAAGCCCAAGGAAAAGAAAGAAAAGGAGAAAAUUUCUGAAAACUACUCUGACAAAUCUGAUGUUGAAAAUGCUGAUGAGACGAGUAGUAGCAUCCUCAAGCCUCUGAUCUCCCCCGCUGCUGAGCGCAUCCGCUUCAUUUUGGGCGAAGAUGAUGACAGUCCCGCCCCACCCCAGCUCUUCACGGAAUUGGACGAACUACUGGCCGUUGAUGGGCAGGAGAUGGAAUGGAAGGAGACGGCAAGGUGGAUAAAGUUUGAAGAAAAAGUGGAACAGGGCGGAGAGAGAUGGAGCAAACCUCACGUUGCCACGUUAUCCCUGCAUAGUUUGUUUGAGCUGAGGACGUGUAUAGAGAAAGGAUCGAUCCUGUUAGAUAUGGAGGCCUCGUCGCUCCCUCAGGUAGUAGAGAUGGUUGUUGACAAUCAGAUUGAGACAGGGCUGUUGAAGCAAGACAUGAAGGACAAGGUCACCUACACGCUGCUCAGGAAGCAUCGGCACCAGACCAAAAAAUCCAACCUGCGCUCUUUGGCUGACAUCGGGAAGACCGUCUCCAGUGCAAGUAGGAUGUUUACCAACCCCGAUAAUGCACGCAGCCCGCUUGAGAGUUCUGUGCCGUGCCUAGCAACUCGCACAUUGGAUGAUGAAAUCCGGGUGCAGCGCAGCCCCAGCGUGGGAUGGCUAAGCAGCCCAGCCAUGACUCACAGAAACCUGACUUCCUCCAGUCUGAACGACAUCUCUGACAAACCUGACAAAGAGCAGCUGAAGAACAAAUUCAUGAAGAAGUUACCUCGGGACGCUGAGGCCUCCAACGUGCUAGUUGGAGAGGUCGACUUCUUGGAAAUUCCUUUCAUUGCCUUCGUUCGGCUGCAGCAAGCAGUUAUGCUCGGUGCUUUAACAGAGGUCCCUGUACCCACCCGGUUUCUCUUCAUUUUGUUGGGUCCCAAAGGCAAAGCUAAAUCGUAUCACGAGAUUGGCCGCGCCAUUGCCACUCUGAUGUCUGAUGAGGUAUUCCACGACAUUGCCUACAAAGCCAAAGACAGGCAGGAUCUGCUCGCUGGCAUCGAUGAGUUCCUGGAUGAAGUCAUUGUGCUUCCCCCUGGGGAGUGGGACCCCGCCAUCAGGAUAGAACCGCCCAAGACCCUCCCGUCUUCUGACAAAAGGAAAAACAUGUAUUCAGGUGGCGAGAAUGUGCAGAUGAAUGGAGACACUCCUCACGAUGGGGGGCAGGGAAAUGGGGGGCACGGGGACUGUGAAGAAUUGCAACGAACGGGCAAAUUUUUUGGUGGGUUGAUCAAAGACAUCAAGAGGAAAGCCCCUUUCUUUGCGAGUGACUUCUACGAUGCAUUCAACAUUCAAGCCCUGUCUGCCAUUCUCUUCAUUUAUCUGGCUACUGUAACCAACGCCAUCACUUUCGGAGGGCUGCUAGGAGACGCUACGGACAACAUGCAGGGCGUGUUGGAAAGCUUUCUGGGCACAGCGGUGACAGGGGCUCUCUUUUGCCUUUGUGCUGGCCAGCCACUCACUAUUCUCAGCAGCACUGGACCAGUCCUGGUCUUUGAGCGACUUUUAUUUAACUUCAGCAAAGACAAUGGCUUUGAUUAUCUGGAGUUCCGCCUCUGGAUCGGCUUGUGGUCGGCCUUCCUUUGUCUCAUUUUGGUGGCUACUGAUGCCAGCUUCUUGGUCCAGUAUUUCACCCGGUUCACAGAAGAGGGUUUCUCCUCACUGAUCAGCUUCAUUUUUAUUUAUGAUGCUUUCAAGAAAAUGAUCAAGUUAGCAGAUCAUUAUCCCAUCAAUUCUCAUUAUAAAGAGGACUACGCUACAACUUAUUCCUGUACCUGCUUGCCACCAGUCCCAGAUAAUAGUUCUUUAUUCAAUGAGACAGCCACGAUGUCAGCUGAUGGGACUGCAAGUAACUUUGCUGAGAUGGCCAAUGGCACAAUUAUCUGGUCAUCUCUAACGAAGACGGAAUGCUUGAAUUACAAAGGCAUCCUCCAGGGCACCAACUGCAGAUACGUCCCCGACAUCACCCUCAUGUCUUGUAUCCUCUUCCUGGGCACCUACACUUGCUCCAUGGCCUUGAAGAAGUUCAAGACCAGUCGGUAUUUCCCAACCACUGCAAGAAAGUUGAUCAGCGAUUUCGCCAUCAUCCUUUCCAUUCUGAUCUUCUGUGGAAUUGAUGCUCUGGUCGGUGUGGAUACCCCAAAACUCAUUGUGCCAAGUGAAUUCAAGCCAACGAGCUCUGAAAGAGGAUGGUUUGUCCCACCAUUCGGAGGGAACCCCUGGUGGGUAUACUUGGCAGCAGCCAUCCCUGCUCUGCUGGUGACCAUCCUUAUCUUCAUGGACCAGCAAAUCACAGCUGUUAUUGUCAACCGGAAAGAGCACAAACUCAAGAAAGGUGCAGGCUAUCAUCUGGAUCUGUUCUGGGUGGCUGUAUUGAUGAUUGUAUGUUCCUUCAUGGGCUUGCCCUGGUAUGUUGCUGCUACUGUGAUCUCCAUUGCACACAUUGACAGUUUGAAGAUGGAGACGUCGACGUCGGCACCCGGCGAGCAACCCAAGUUCCUGGGAGUCAGGGAGCAGAGAGUGACUGGAGUGAUUGUGUUUAUCCUGACCGGCAUUUCAGUUUUCAUGGCUCCCAUCUUGAAGUUUAUUCCCAUGCCUGUGCUCUAUGGAGUGUUUCUAUAUAUGGGUGUCGCGUCCCUUAAUGGAGUGCAGUUCAUGGAUCGUUUAAAGCUGCUCCUGAUGCCUCUGAAGCACCAACCUGACUUCAUCUACCUGCGCCACGUCCCCCUCCGCCGAGUGCACCUCUUCACUUUCCUCCAGGUGGUGUGCUUGGCUCUCCUUUGGAUCCUGAAGUCUACAGUGGCUGCUAUCGUUUUCCCAGUUAUGAUCCUGGCGCUCGUGGCGGUCAGAAAGGCCAUGGACUACUUCUUCUCCCAGCAUGACCUCAGUUUUCUUGACGACGUCAUUCCCGAGAAGGACAAGAAGAAGAAAGAGGACGAGAAGAAGAAGAAGAAGAAGAAGGGCAGCCUGGAUAGUGACAAUGACGAUUCCGACUGCCCUUACUCAGAAAAAGUCCCAAGUAUUAAAAUUCCAAUGGACAUCAUGGAACAGGAACCUUUCCUAAGUGAUAGCAAACCUUCCGACAGAGAAAAAUCACCAACAUUCCUUGAACGCCAUACAUCGUGCUGAUAAAAUUCCUUACCUCCACUCCCACACAAUGCCAAGCCCUCCACGGACUCCAGUGAAAGUCGUGCCUCAAAUUAGAAUAGAGCUUGAUCCUGAAGACAGUGGUUAUUUAUGGAGGAGCAAGGGAACAGAAACGACUUUGUAACUUGUUUGUUAAUCUUCUACUGAACUGGCUUUUUACUCUUUUUCUUCUUCUUCACCAUUAGCCAAAUAUUCAAAUUCUCUCUGCGUAGGUAAAACCAAGGCGUGUUGCUGUCCCUCUUCCUGUUGGCUUUUCUCCCGGGACGUAUCUUUUUCACUCACUCAGUCCCUUUCUUUCUGACCAAUACACUUUUUUUUUGGUUUUGCCUUCUCAGUCCCACACAUGCGAAAUAACCCUCAUGAGCAUUGCAGCAGAGGGUGGAAGCGUUCGGGAAAUAUUGCAGCAUUCAGGAGAUAUUGUCACAGCUUUGUGAAACGUCGAGGGAAAUGACUUGCUUUCGAAUUGUGAAUCCUUGUUUUUCUUUGGGGGUUUAUUUUUAUCUUAAUUUUUUCUCUCUUUAGCAGAACAAAACUGACCUCUAGGCUAAGUGCCGCUAAUCUUAAAACACUCUUAACACCACACCUGCUUCUCUAGUCACAAGCACACACACAAAAGAUGCAACGGUACAUCCCCAUACAGAACAACCUUUUGCCAUCGCUGUAGUGAGUGUUUGGGAUCAGCCCUCUCCUCCUAUGCAACUUAUAUUCUGUAACACUUUAAUGGACUCUUACCUGUUGGCAACAAGUGUUAUUUCUCCCCACCCCACCCCCAUAUUAUUUUUGUUCUAAAUUAUGGGGGCCUAACCUGCGACUUAUAUUUUUUGUCAAUUUUUUAACCUUUUUUAAAAAAAUUACUGUAAAAAAUGAAUUUUUUUUCCUGCAGCAGGAAACGUAUAGUUUUGAGUAGUUCUACCUCUUAUUUCUAGAUGUCGGACUUCCUCUUUUAAAAAGGAAAAAAAAAGAAGAAAAAAGAUUUAAUAAUAAUAAUUGUAUAGUAUGGUAUAUAAUGUGAUUUUUACAAAAAAAAGAACAAAAAAAGCAGAAAAAAAUACACAAUCUCAAGGGUACAUCAUAGAACUGAAAUCAGAUAUAUUAACAUUUUUCAUCAGAAAUGCCUCCUUCCUUCCUUCCUUCCUUCCUUCCUUCCAGAUCCGACUGACCACACAAUGAAGGAAUCAGCCCAGGCUUAACGGUCACAUAAUUCUGGGGGACAGAAUCUCUUAAGCCAGGGCUUCUCAAACUUGGGUUCACAGAUGUUGGACUACAUCUGGUAACCCAAGUUUAAGAACUCUGGUCUAAAACACAUCUGCCUCAGCCCUCUAAGCUACUGCUGCACCUCCUUGAUUCACCUCACAAGGCCUUAUACAGGCCAGGCCUCCUUCCUCAACACCAUUGACAUGAAUGGGGAGUGUACAGUGGUACCCAUUUGCAAAUUGUCCUCCAACGGGAGUGGGUAAUACAUCUGAGCAGAUGCAGACUCGAGUCAUGUGCUGAUUUCCUGUUUAGGAUUGUUAGUGUUAUUUCAUGUACUUAAACUUGCUGACACUUCGGGGCGGUGGGGACGGGGGCGGCUAUGCUUGCAAAUUUAAUUUGCAAUAAUCUGGGGAAGGAGGUGCUUCAGAACGCUUAAUUGUUGGUCUGAAUAGCCAUGCUAGCAAAAUCUUUGGUGGGUUAGCUUGCAUGUCUUUUAUCAGAUAGAUUAGAUGGUCUUAUAUAGGUAGAUUCUUCAGGCAAGGAUGAUAUCUAGACUGAAUUCAUAGCAGUUACUUCUGCUUGAUACAGAAAUCCUAAUCCAUAUCCAGUAGAAUCACAAGAUGCAUUUCCGCCCUGGGUAGCAAUUCAGGCUGCUUAUGGGGAGAGUCGCAUAGUUGCAUGUUCCCCCACCAAAACAACAAACAACAAAAACCUCACCUUAUAAAUAGCAAGCUAGUCUGUCAAGGAGCGUGCUUUUAGACGGGCCGCCUCUCAGAGGUGCUGGUUUUCUAUGCGAAAGGAGGAAAAGUUUCAUUUGGGAGGCGGGGUUAAAACAUGAAAUGCCCCACGUGGUCCUUGUGAUUCUGCUGCUUAUGUAGAUCUCAAUCCAGCUAUGUUCAUGAAUGUGCAGAAGAUAAAACAGUUAAGGACAUACUUUUUAUAUACUGGCUAUCAAAAGCAAUAAUGGUCUCUUCCCAGCCUCCAGAAAGCUCUUUAGCCACACAUGUCUUGCAGGGAAAUGCUAGGGACAGUGGUCACGAUCCAGAUAACCCUUUUAGGCACCAGCGCUGGCUUGGGUGUGCACCACGACUUCUCCCUCUCUUUCAGCAGCAACGACUUGUGCUGUAUCAGAUGCAGCCUUCAGAGCACCCCUGGAUUUUGUGGGUGGCUUGCUUGGGCAGUACACAGCCUAACACAGGCCUUUCUGGAUCGGGACCAGUGUGUACAUUGUGGACCUGUUUGCCCCUGCGCUCUCUAGACAUAAUCGGUUACUUCAGCAGUAAGCACCACUUCCGUGCUGUCCACAUUGGCAACUUUGUGAGGACUCCUGAAGUUGUCACAAGCCUCCUCAAAGAGCAUGAAUUGCAUUGGGCAUUUCAGUGAUUUGGUGGCACAGCAGCAGAAAUACGCUACGGAUUGGGAGCAUAGGAGCCCCCCAUCUCCUCCUCAGAGCCCAAAACAACUCAUAAAAAUUGAAAAGUGAGGUGAAUUGAAAUCAGCCGUAAUGUUUUUGAGAUGCAGUGUGACACAUCCUUGCUCAUGUUUCCCCAUCUGUCUGUUCCUAAGUGUCAUUGUUUCCCUAACAGGGUCUUCCACUUUUGAACCAUGUUAAAUGUACUUGAAUUCACUGCGGUAACUUGACUGUUGAAAAGGACAUAAUUGACACAAUCGCUUGUUGUAUAGACCAAGGGUUCUCAGCCCUGGGUCCCCCUAGAUAUUGUUGGGCUACAACUCCCAACAUCCCCAGCUGAAGGCCAUUGUGGCUGGGGAUGAUGGGAGUUGUAGUUCAGCAACAUCUGGGGACUCAAGGUUGAGAACCCCUGAUAGAGGCUAAAGCACACAAGCCUGAGAUGUUGCAUUUCAUGAGUUCCUGGCAUUAGUAGCACUUCACUGCAUGAUUUUUAUUAUUUAUUAUUAUCAGCACUAAAGGUGUAUCUACACUAUGGUUAUAUUGGGUUUUUAUCUCAGCUGGACUGGCAUGGAUCUCUGCCCUGAAACACACACAACCCCAAGCAUCUUGGGAAUUGGAUGGGCCACUUUGUGAAACAGGAUGCUGGACUAGAUGAGCCUUGGGCCCGAUCCAGCAGGGCUGUUCUUAUGGAUUUGGUGAUGGUGCUGAAAAUUCAUUAUUAGGGAUUCCACCCUCCAUCACAGAACUACAGUCCCCGAAAUUCUCUGGGAUGAGGGAAGAAUUGUCAAAGCAGUGUUGAGGCUAUAGUGUAGAUACAUUUUGCGAGAAAAACAUUUUGCAGGAAAGAAGCACUUACUAUAGGACUUGGCUUAUGUCAAGAGCACUUGGUGACAAAGUUCUUAGAGUGAUUAUCGCAUUGGGCCCCUAAAGUGAUGGCUUUCCUCUCUUUAAGAUCUUGGGGACUAUUGGGACCUGGCAGAACAAAGUUUUAUUUGUGCACUGAAUGUGAAAACAAAUAUAGCUUCUUGAAGCAUAAUCUAGGGUGCCAUAUGGCCUGGAGGCUGUCGCACCAUAAAAUUGCUAAUUCUACCUACCUGUCUAUUCAGCUGCCCCAACAUGGUAAGACUCAGAAACGUUCAGAUAUUACAAUUUACAGAACAAUAUUUAAUGGGGGAGGGCAGCAAACUUUCUAGUUGUGUAUUGCCAUUUUGAUUCCUACCUGGAGAAGGCUUCCGUGGAGCUUGCAGGCUUGCUACCAUCGCCCCUAACAAGUUUGUCCAGUAAGAGGUAAUGUUCUGGGAGGUUUUGAACCCUAUAGAUCUAGAAUUGUCUUUGUUUUGCCAUUGACCUUGGUGAGGUCUGGAUUGGACCUCCUAGAGUUAUGGUGCACUUUCUCAGAUUGUGAUGUCACAUUUCAUGUAAUGUCUAUGUAUUUAUAUCCAGAAAGUAUUUAACACCCUCCCCCCCCCGCCGUAUUGGGAUAUAUGUUGGUGUGUGUGUAUGGUAUUGCCCUUUCUCUUGGAAUUCCACUGAAAGGCUAAUCCAUGGUCCUGGAGUUCUUUGCACAGUGCUACUGAUUUAAACUGUAGGACGAGCCGGCUCUGCCCCCUCUUGACCUGCUGCCCUAGAGCUAUUGCUUGCCCCAAGCACUUGCUGCAUGGGACUGUGCCACUAAUGGUCACAUAGCAGGCUACUGGUAGGGGUUAGGGUUCACCAUAGACAGCAAGUACAGAGUGACACCAUUCUUCACCCACAGAGAAUCCUGGCUUUCCAUUUAAAAGCAGAAGUUCAGGCUGAGUGAGUGAGUGUGUGUGUAUAAGUAAUUCUAGUUUGUUUGUUUUUUGUCUUUAUGGCGGCCUCUGGGAGCAGUAAAGGGAGGGAGGGAAGAAUGGAAGAGGGAACAGUAGCUCGGUGAGCAAAUCAGAGAGGUUUGGUGAGCCUUAUUGAGAAACAGGGCCUUGGGAAGAUAUGCUGCUUAGACCAAUUUCCUAGCCAAACUCUUCAGAGAGAUUUCUGCUCAGGGCUAAAAUUGAGUGAACCUUUUUAAAGAGCCAGAGAUAACAUUGUCCCAGACCUACAAUGUGAACUUCCCGAGUUCUCUGUCUGUCCCUCUUUCUGUCUCUCUUUUCUGUAGUCCCCCCUGAUACAAUAAGCAUAUGCAUUAUUUCUCGGAAUCAAGAUGCACUUUCAGAUACUUUUUGUUGUUAUUGUUGUUGUUGUUGUUUGUUGGUCAUUUAAAAACCCUAUUAAAAAGUCUGUAUUUGCUUUGGAGGAACGACUUAUUGAAAACAAAAACUGCCACUUUAUUUUGAAAUGAAGUAAAUCAACACAGUGGAAGACACAGGAGAUUUUUCAAAAAGAGAAGAAAACAUUUCAAUACUUUGAUCCCACCCACUACCCACCCAAGUAAUAUGAAAAAGUAAAACCAUGAAAUUCCUUAUAACAUUAUAGAAUUUUACAGUUUUAUGAGGCUUUCUAUUGUGACUUUUAUGGAAUCAAGAGAUGAAGAAGAUGAGAUAUUUUAGCAUUUAUAUUUUUCAAAAUUAAAUGUAUACUGAAAAUAAAGUAACUUUAUGCAUUUA